AUGUCAAAUCAACAACAACAACAACAAAAACAACAACUAUCAGUGUUUGAUAGGGAGUUGAGUGAUUCCAAUAAUCUAUCUGAUUAUUUAGUGUAUGGAAAUGCCUCGAAACAGAAACUAUCGAUUGCACAACAACGUAUAGCGCUGCCUAUCUUCCAGUUGCGUCGUCAGAUACUCUAUCUGCUGGAGACCUACCAGACGUUGGUGGUGGUCGGCCAGACCGGCUGCGGAAAGACAACGCAACUGCCGCAGUACCUAGUGGAGAGUGGCUGGGCAGAUGGCGGGCGAAUGAUAGUCUGCACACAGCCACGUCGUGUCGCGGCAAUGAGCGUGGCGACGCGUGUCGCCGAGGAGAUGUCGACGCCGCUCGGUGAGCGCGUUGGCUAUGCCGUUCGCUUUGAGGAGUCGAUCAACGCGCGAACCACCCAAAUCAAAUACUGCACCGACGGUAUGUUGAUUCGCGAGAUGAUGAUCGAUCCACUCUUGCAACGUUAUCCGGUGGUGAUGAUCGACGAAGCUCACGAACGCACGCUGGCAACCGACGUUCUCAUGGGUCUACUAAAGAAGGUGCAACAGCGACGACCCGAUCUCAAGAUAAUAGUGUCGUCCGCCACUCUAGAUGCCGAAGAUAUGUUUAACUUUUUCAACCAGAGGAAACAUGCAAACAACGACGUCGACGUCGACAAAGAUACGGCAACGAUCAUCUCAAUCGAUGGGAGAAACUACCCGGUGGAUAUUCACUACCUGACGAAACCAACACUGAAUUACUUGGAGACGACGGUAACAACGAUCGUCGACAUUCACAAUACACAGCCACCCGGCGACAUUCUGGUUUUCCUCACCGGUCAAGAGGAAAUCGAGAGAAUCAAACAUAGUUUGGACGAACGACUGUCAUCUGAGACUUCGAUUACUAUCGAUGGAAUCAGCUAUGUUGUCGACAGUGGAUUCGUAAAGAUAAAGACGUACAACGGACACUCGGGACUCGAGUCGUUGGUGGUUGUGCCGACGAGUCAGGCGUCGGCCAACCAGCGGGCAGGUCGUGCCGGUCGUAACAAGCCGGGCAAGUGCUACCGUCUCUACACACAGGACGACUACACGAAGCUGCUGGAACAGCAGACCCGACCAGAGAUACAGCGAUCGAGUCUAACCGCGUUGGUUCUACAGUUGAAGUCACUGGGUAUCGAUAAUGUGCUGAACUUUGACUUUGUAUCGCCACCGCCACUCGAAGCGAUGACUCGCGCACUCGAGAUACUCUAUGCGUUGGGUGCGCUCGAUGACGACGCGCGACUCACCACACCGAUAGGACAUAUCAUGUCAGAGUUCCCUGUGGAUCCGCAAUUCGCGCGAAUGAUCAUAGCAAGCGCUGACUAUGGUUGUAGCGAGGAGAUUGUUAGUAUCACAGCGAUGCUUAGCAUUCAAGGUCUAUUCGUAAAUCAAAACAAUCAUAGUAGUCAACGUCAUCAAUUCACAGUUAAAGAAGGUGAUCAUCUAACUUUAUUAAAUAUUUAUAAUCAAUUCAUUAAAAGAAAAUCAGAUUCGAAUUGGUGUCAUGAACAUCAAUUGAAUUACAAGGCAAUGUUGAGAGCUAUACAAGUUCGGAAACAACUGGUUGCCUACACAAAGAAAUAUGGUAUAAAGUUGGUAUCUUGUAUUUUGAAUAGUAAGAAUAUCGAUGUGACAGUACCCAUUAGGAAAUCGAUUGUCACUGGAUUCUUUACGAAUGCUGCACAUCUUCAAUCCGAUGGUUCAUAUCAAACAAUAAAAGAUAAACAUGUAAGAAAAAGAAAUAAUAAUUAA
Molecule: messenger RNA, 1797 nt
Organism: Heterostelium album PN500
Lineage: Eukaryota; Evosea; Eumycetozoa; Acytosteliales; Acytosteliaceae
Gene: dhx35
Product: DEAD/DEAH box helicase
Exons: 3
Coding region: 1-1797 (598 amino acids)
Cellular component (GO): intracellular anatomical structure
Molecular function (GO): RNA binding; ATP binding
Source: RefSeq, a predicted model, not a curated record